CUUGGCGUCCCCGCAACGCCGUCCUCGAGCGGCUUCACGUACAGCGUACAUGGACAUGCCUCUGCUUCGUCCCGACCUGCGCAGGACACUGAGUGUUGCCGGCUACGGUGUGCGUGCUUCAUAUACCCGCGUCCGGGCUUGACGCCACCGCCAAGCCGAAGGAGGUAGUCGGGUUGCGGGACAGGGAAGGGGUCGAUGCCCGAUAACAGCCUCCCAUCUGGAGCCCCAUGAUGAAAUUCUCCGUAAGACAUUUCUCCCGACAUUGGAGCCGCUCAGCCGGUUAGCGUAUCGAAUAGUGGCGGCUGGUAGGUGGCGGCCCUUGGGCGGCCCCUCAAAGGGCGGCAUAAAGCCCUUAAAGGGAUGCCCGUCACCCAGACCGCCCCCUGCUAGGCCCACCUGUCCCCGCACGAGCGUCGCGCGCAAGAUCCCGACGAAUCUUGACGAAGAUACGACGAGACUAGGUAGAAAUGGCAGAUGUGGAGAAAGCGAGCUCGUCCUCGAGCUUCCCCGGCGAAAAGCCCGGCGCGUCACAUAUAGAACAGUCUGCAUCCGACAAGCAUGCGAAGCAGCACGGCGCCGAAGUGUAUAAUGCCGACGUCGAUACUUCGGGCGUGGAUGAGCGCAAGCUCAUGAGAAAGCUCGACCUGCAUCUCGUCCCGUGGCUGUCGUUCCUGUACCUCCUCAGCUUCUUGGAUCGCACGAGUAUCGGAAAUGCGAAGCUGUAUGGAAUGGAAGAGGAUCUGCACAUUAGCGACCAGCAGUACUUGAUUGCACUCACGCUGUUCUUCUUUCCAUAUGCCCUUUUUGAGGUUCCUUCGAACGUGUUCCUGAAGAGACUGCGUCCGUCAAUAUGGCUAUCAUUCUUGAUGUUCGGCUGGGGCAUCAUGAUGACUGUGCAAGGCCUUGUCCAUAACUAUGGAGGCCUUCUUGGAAUGCGGUGGCUGCUCGGCACGUUUGAGGCUGGAUUGUUCCCUGGUGUUAACUACUACCUCUCAUGUUGGUACAGACGCUCCGAGUUCGGCCUGCGCUCCGCCAUCUUCUUCUCCGCCGCGACCGUCUCCGGCGCGUUCGGCGGUCUGCUCGCGGCGGCGAUCGCGAACAUGGACGGCGUCGGCGGGAAGCCCGCCUGGGCGUGGAUCUUCAUCAUCGAGGGCCUCGUGACCGUCGUCGCAGGCGCGGUCUCGUACUGGAUCAUCCAGGACUUCCCGGACAACGCGCGCUUUCUGACCGAGGUGGAGCGCACGGCUGUCGUGCGCCGCCUGCAGGCGGACGACCAGUUCAGCGCGGCGGGUGAGAAGCUGCAGUUGCGGUAUAUCUGGAAGAGCUUGAAGGAUUGGCAGACGUGGUUGGGCAUGCUGCUGUACAUGGGAACGGAUGGCCCGUUGUAUGCGUUCUCGCUGUUCUUGCCUAGCAUCAUCAAUCAGCUUGGUUACACCGCUACGCCCGCGAAUCUCCUCACAGUCCCCGUAUACGUCGUUGCAUGUAUCUGCACCUGCGCGGUAGGCUUCAUCGCAGACAAAUACGGCGGCCGCGGGUAUCUGAACGUGCUGUGUCUCGCGGUUGGCGCCGCCGGCUACAUCAUCCUCAUUGCUUCGCGAAACGCGGGCGUGUCCUACUUCGCGGUAUAUUUAGCUGCGUGUGGAAUCUACUCCAGCAUUCCGAACGUGAUCGCUUGGGUCUCGAACAACGUCGAAGGCUCGUACAAGCGGUCCGUCACGCUCGGGAUGGUCAUCUCCUUCGGGAACAUCAACGGUGCAGUGUCGUCGAACGUCUACCGCGCGAACCAGAAGCCGUGGUACACGCUCGGGCACGGCAUCGUGCUGGCAUACAUUGGGAUCGGGCUCGUAUGCUCAGUCGCGUACAUCAUCCUCCUCAAGCGCGAGAACGCGCGACGGGAUCGGGGCGAGCGCGACGAGAUCAUCGAGGGUGUGAACGACGGGGACAAGCACCUUGCGCGGAACGGCACGUUUGCGAGCGUCGCGGAGGCAAAGCGCGAGAAGGGCGACCAUUGGAGUGGGUACCGGUACAGAACAUAGUGGCGGUGGUGAGCACGACUUGCCCUCUGUACUACUGCUACGGCACAAAUUGUAAUGACACUCCGACACGAAUCGCGAUGUCAGAUUCAGAUGUCAGCUGUGACAUAAAUAAAGCAACUCGCCGUCUUAUCACCGCAAUUGUUACCUUGGACUGGAUGUCGUGUGUCAGAACGCCGUUCUAUCGCCUCGGUCCCUCCACCCGCUCGGUGGCUCUGAGUGGC
Molecule: messenger RNA, 2257 nt
Organism: Rhodofomes roseus
Lineage: Eukaryota; Fungi; Basidiomycota; Agaricomycetes; Polyporales; Fomitopsidaceae
Product: MFS general substrate transporter
Exons: 11
Coding region: 468-2036 (522 amino acids)
Biological process (GO): transmembrane transport
Cellular component (GO): membrane
Molecular function (GO): transmembrane transporter activity
Source: RefSeq, a predicted model, not a curated record